AUGAGUCCCACCAUCGUCCAGCAAGCGCAAGGCGCACCACAAGCAGCCCUACCGCUCUCCACCAAAGCCCGCACGCUCACCGGCUACCUCUUCGGCGAACGCGGACUCCCUGACAUGCUCUCUUCUUACGGGCCACUUAUACAAGCACUCCUAGGCGCCGCAACUGGCCUCGGCAUAUAUCACUACUUUACUGAGUUCCGCAACAGCCGCGAGAAGAUCCAGCUCGCCGUCUUCCAUGUCAUCCGCCUCGUUGAGCGUAAUCCGGAGUUCCAGGAGCUGCUGCAGGAUCCGCAGCAGCUGAUACAGGUUAUGGAGGCUGAGGUCCUGGAACUGUUGGAUAGCUAUUUGUCCGAAAAUGAGUGUGAGCAGGUCAUGAGGACGUUGAAGAGGAAGCUUCGGACGAAGGGACUUGGACAGCCGUCGGCGAAGAAGCUGCGGAUCCAGGUUGCGGAACAGAAUGAGCCCUACGUUCAAACUCCUGGCCUACAGAACCCCGAAGAAGUACCUGUCAUCGAGCAAGCGGAUGUCACCAUGUUGGACACUGACGAGGGCUUUCACAUCCCCACCAGCUCAGAGUUCUCCGAAGACGAGCUCCCCACCGUCCAAGCAGCACAAGACGUCACCACUAUCCAGUCCCCGAACUCGCUCCCUGUGAUCCCUGAAGACCGUCCGCCUGUCACUCCCGGACAAGGAAGCUACGGCUUCUCCUAUGACGACUUCUCUACCUCCUCGUCAUCUGCAGAGAGUUCGCCGACAGAGCAGCGGCAGCAGCAGAUACCACCCGCUGACAAGCGCAUGAGCCUGGUCGAGCGAGAGACUCGGUCCGCCUUCGAUGCGAUCUCACCAGGCAGCGUGUACCGGCCAAAGGCCGUCAAGCCGCCAAACCCCUUCCCGCACACACCGCCGAAUGCGAUUGCCGUCUCUACCAACUACGCAAAGAGCGGCACUAACCUGUCGCCCAUCGACGAGGGCAACUCGCUGAGCACUAGUCCGGACCUGAGCACGAUGCAGUACCGGGUCGCCGAGUCGCGCUCGUUCUUUGAAAAGGUAAAGACGGUGCAGAAGAACCGCAAGUUCAUCAAGGACUUCUUCGUGCCGGAUGCGUCGCCGGUUGCGGCUGUUGUAUCGAAGCAGCAGAAGCAGCAGGAGGACAGCGACGAAACAUGGGACUCGGUGAUCCUGGACUCGUCGCCGGAUACUGACUCCUACGGGCGAGGCUCGCCUGAAUUGCCACGCGGGCGCAUCCCAGAGCCCCCUUCUCCUCCUGAACUGGUACUUCCCAGCCCGCUGAAGAAGUCCCAGUCUCCCGCGUCUGUUCGUUCGCGUCCCUCAACCGGAAAGCGUUCCUCGCCCGCCAUCGCCUCCUCCCCAAAGAUCCCCAGCUCGCGCCGCUCCGCGGCAGCCUCCUCUCUGAAGGCACCGAGCACUCCUCGCCCGAAGGGCAAGAAGAAGCGUGGUCGCCCGCCGGGAACGCCAAAUAAGCCGAAGCCCAUUUCCCCUCCCGAGUGGACGCCUCGGAGGAGUACCCGCAAGACUAGGUUUAGGGGGAAGUUCCAAGACUAG
Trematosphaeria pertusa is the source of this 1563-nucleotide messenger RNA. RefSeq lists its product as uncharacterized. Bases 1 to 1563 code for a protein of 520 amino acids. The record is from RefSeq and is a predicted model, not a curated record. The transcript has a single exon. NCBI's taxonomy places the organism in Eukaryota, Fungi, Ascomycota, Dothideomycetes, Pleosporales, Trematosphaeriaceae.